UUUAUAUCUGAUACUAAAGCAAAUUUUAUGAAUCGUCGUAAACACUUUAUCAGUUUAACUUCUUCUUUCGCUUUUUACGGUUGGAGUAUAUAUAUAUAUAUAACCUUACAUUCAAGCAAUCUGACAUGGCAACUGGGCGGCGAUAUGUAUAUCGUGUUCUUAGCGACAACGAAGACCCAAGUGAAGGACUCGAGGCGAGAGAACCCGGGGCAACAGAUGCAAAGGUAUCGGCUCAUAUUAACGGUUUGAGAGCAUCGCCAUACAUCUCUACGACAGCAACAAAGAAAGCAAUAAAAGCUUACUAUCGCCUGGCACUUCAGCAUUACAACAAGGAGAAGGAAAAGAAAGAAAAGAUGGAAAAGGAAAAGAAGGAAAAGAAAGAAAAGAAGGAAAAGGAAAAGAAAGAAAAGAAGGAAAAGGAAAAGAAGGAAACAAAAAAGAAGGAAAAGGAGAAGAUGGAAAAGACAGAAAAGAAGGAAAAGGAAAAAAAGUACCUCAAACCAGAAAGCAGACAGUCCAGGUGGGGCGUAUUUUGCAGCAGCCGAUACAGGGGGGAAAGUAAAAUAUGAGGCCAAAACGUUUACUGUGGUUAGAAUUGAU
Mercenaria mercenaria is the source of this 600-nucleotide messenger RNA. RefSeq lists its product as uncharacterized. Lineage: Eukaryota; Metazoa; Mollusca; Bivalvia; Venerida; Veneridae. Bases 126 to 569 code for a protein of 147 amino acids. The record is from RefSeq and is a predicted model, not a curated record. The transcript is spliced from 2 exons.